Messenger RNA from Argentina anserina (silverweed cinquefoil), 2106 nucleotides. RefSeq names its product T-complex protein 1 subunit alpha. The record is from RefSeq and is a predicted model, not a curated record. Gene Ontology annotation, biological process: protein folding. The transcript is spliced from 16 exons. Gene Ontology annotation, cellular component: chaperonin-containing T-complex. Lineage: Eukaryota; Viridiplantae; Streptophyta; Magnoliopsida; Rosales; Rosaceae. The coding region runs from base 129 to 1772 and encodes 547 amino acids. Gene Ontology annotation, molecular function: ATP hydrolysis activity; ATP-dependent protein folding chaperone; ATP binding.
GCUAGUGUGAAGUGUUUGCACUGUGAACAAUUCACACUGAAUCUUUCUCUUCCCAACCUAGUCCGGAGCUCCGAUCUAGGGUUUCUUCUUCUCUUUCCACCAGCCCCACCUCCAAAACCCCGCCACCAAUGGCUGUUUCCGGCCAGACGCCCGAUAUCAUGGGCGACCGUCAGUACGGCCAGGACGUCCGCACGCAAAAUGUGGUGGCUUGCCAAGCUAUUGCCAAUGUUGUCAAAUCGUCACUCGGCCCUGUUGGCCUGGACAAGAUGCUUGUCGACGAUAUUGGUGAUGUGACUAUUACCAAUGAUGGAGCUACCAUACUCAAGAUGCUGGAAGUGGAGCAUCCUGCUGCCAAGAUACUUGUGGAUCUUGCUGAGCUUCAAGACAAAGAAGUUGGAGAUGGGACAACUUCAGUUGUCAUCCUAGCUGCGGAGUUGCUUAAGCGAGCAAAUGAUCUAGUGAAGCACAAAAUUCACCCCACAUCCAUUAUCAGUGGCUACAGGCUCGCUAUGAGGGAAGCUUGCAAAUAUAUUGAGGAGAAGUUAGCCGUGAAGGUUGAAAAGCUCGGAAAAGAUUGCCUAGUGAAUUGUGCAAAAACAAGCAUGUCCUCAAAGUUGAUAUCUGGUGACAGUGAUUUCUUUGCAAACUUGGUUGUAGAUGCUGUACAAGCUGUAAAGAUGACCAAUGCUCGGGGGGACGUCAAGUACCCAAUCAAGGGUAUUAAUAUUUUGAAAGCUCAUGGAAAAAGUGCAAGAGAAAGCUAUCUCUUGAAUGGGUAUGCACUAAAUACAGGUCGUGCUGCCCAAGGGAUGCCACUUAAAGUUUCCCCUGCAAAGAUUGCUUGCCUUGAUUUGAAUCUUCAGAAGACAAAAAUGCAAAUGGGUGUCCAAGUUUUGGUCAGUGACCCUAGGGAGCUUGAAAAAAUCCGCCAAAGAGAAGCGGAUAUGACAAAAGAACGCAUAGAGAAGCUUCUGAAAGCUGGAGCGAAUGUUAUUCUGACCACAAAAGGGAUUGAUGAUAUGGCACUAAAGUAUUUUGUGGAGGCUGGGGCUAUUGCUGUGAGACGUGUUCCAAAAGAAGAUAUGCGCCAUGUUGCUAAGGCUACUGGUGCAACAAUGGUAUCAACUUUCGCUGAUAUGGAAGGGGAGGAAACAUUUGAUGCUUCACUUCUUGGAUCUGCAGAAGAAGUUGUUGAGGAGCGCAUAUCUGAUGAUGAUGUAAUUUUGAUAAAAGGGACCAAAACUAACAGUGCAGUCUCUUUGAUCCUUAGAGGUGCAAAUGACUAUAUGCUUGAUGAGAUGGACAGAGCUCUUCAUGAUGCUCUAUCAAUUGUCAAGAGGACCCUAGAGUCGAACACGGUGGUACCUGGUGGAGGUGCAGUUGAGACUGCUUUGUGCGAGUAUUUGGAGUGCUUUGCUAUAACACUAGGAUCUCGUGAACAGUUGGCAAUUGCAGAAUUCGCUGAAUCUUUGACAAUCAUACCAAAGGUGCUAGCUGUCAAUGCUGCCAAGGACUCUACAGAUUUGGUUGCAAAGAUGAGGGCUUACCACCACAAGGCACAGGCUCCAGGUGAUAGGAGGCAGCAAUCACAUUGCAACUGGGGUCUGGAUCUUGUAAAAGGAGUAGUAAUAAAUAACUUAGAGGCGGGAGUCAUUGAGCCUGCAAUGAGUAAAAUAAAGAUGAUUCAGUUUGCAACAGAAGCUGCUAUAACAAUUCUCCGGAUUGAUGACAUGAUCAGGCUAGUCAAAGAUGAAAGUCAGGGUGAGGAGUAAGGUGUUUGGCUUCUAGGUUGACUUCAACGUAGAGAGGGUGUGAAGUAAUCUUUGCCAAAGAGGAGAGGCCUUUAUCAUUGAACUCCUCAUCAUGUUGUUUUCUUUAGGAAUGGUAAUCAAACUCUUCUUUCAGUAAUUUUGUUUUCUACUUGAAAGUAGGUGUGUUGGGUGUGUUAAGGAACUUGUUUACCGGUGGUGUUUCUCUCUUAACAUUGAAGCCGGAUGAGUUUUGUAUGAUUGACUAGAUGUAGAUUUACUCUACAAUAUAGUUUUGUAUUUGUAAUGGCUGUUUUGAGAACAUAAUAUGAAACCUUGGUUUUCUCUAUGCUCAAUU